GCGGGCGCGCGCUCGGGAGCGGAGCCCCCGCGGCCUGGGGCGGCCCGCACGGGCACAGGGGCCGGGGCUGCGCGGCCGGCGCUGGUCCGCGUCCCGGGGGCGCGAUCCCGCAGGCCCCGAGGGGACGGCGCUGCCCGCGCCGCGAGCGCAUCCCCGGCGCCGAGUCUGCGCCCCAGGCCGCGGGGGCCCCGGAGCGCCGCUGGCCGGCUCGGUCGUCAGGCCCAGCCGGAGGACCCAGCGGACCCCGGGGAGGCCCCGGUGUCAUGGGAGAGAGCCGGGCGCCCCACCACGCAGAUGGGGGUAGGACAGCUCCCCGCCUGCUCCGCCGGAUCCUGGCUCUGCGCUCCGGUGUGGGCGUGGCUACGCAGGUGCGUGGUGUCCACUCGAGUGUGGCCGCUGACAGCCCCAGCAGCACCCAGCCCGCUGCGUCCACAGCUGGAGCUGUGCUCCCCAAAUCUGCCGCCCUUCCCAGCAGCCGGGGCGAGUACGUGGUGGCCAAGCUCGAUGACCUCGUCAACUGGGCCCGCCGGAGCUCCCUGUGGCCCAUGACCUUCGGCCUGGCCUGCUGCGCGGUGGAGAUGAUGCACAUGGCCGCGCCGCGCUACGACAUGGACCGCUUCGGCGUGGUCUUCCGCGCCAGCCCGCGCCAGUCCGACGUGAUGAUCGUGGCCGGCACGCUCACCAACAAGAUGGCCCCCGCGCUCCGCAAGGUGUACGACCAGAUGCCCGAGCCGCGCUACGUCGUGUCCAUGGGGAGCUGUGCCAACGGAGGAGGCUACUACCACUACUCAUACUCCGUGGUGAGGGGCUGUGACCGCAUCGUGCCCGUGGACAUCUACGUCCCAGUGCCCCCACAGGAAGCCCAACCUGAGCCCUGGCAAGGCGAGUUGAGUCGAGGACACUCGAGGCGCCAACUCCAGGCUGCCCGGGAAGGUUUAGGCUGCCCGCCCACGGCCGAGGCGCUGCUGUACGGCAUUCUGCAGCUGCAGAGGAAGAUCAAGCGGGAGAAGAGGCUGAGGAUUUGGUACCGCAGGUAGCGCGGCCCGGCUCCGGCCCCGCUCCGGCUCCCGCGGCUCCUGCCGCCUGCCCCCCCCCCACCCCGCUCUGGUCAAUAAACAGACAGAACUCCA
This is a messenger RNA of Mustela lutreola (European mink), 1130 nucleotides long. RefSeq names its product NADH:ubiquinone oxidoreductase core subunit S7 (gene NDUFS7). The record is from RefSeq and is a predicted model, not a curated record. The transcript has 9 exons. Gene Ontology annotation, biological process: electron transport coupled proton transport; aerobic respiration; mitochondrial respiratory chain complex I assembly. Lineage: Eukaryota; Metazoa; Chordata; Mammalia; Carnivora; Mustelidae. Gene Ontology annotation, molecular function: 4 iron, 4 sulfur cluster binding; quinone binding; NADH dehydrogenase (ubiquinone) activity. Bases 264 to 1037 code for a protein of 257 amino acids.